Molecule: messenger RNA, 285 nt
Organism: Apaloderma vittatum (bar-tailed trogon)
Lineage: Eukaryota; Metazoa; Chordata; Aves; Trogoniformes; Trogonidae
Product: C-C motif chemokine 3-like
Exons: 3
Coding region: 1-285 (94 amino acids)
Biological process (GO): inflammatory response; monocyte chemotaxis; positive regulation of GTPase activity
Cellular component (GO): extracellular region
Molecular function (GO): CCR chemokine receptor binding; chemokine activity
Source: RefSeq, a predicted model, not a curated record
AUGCUCAGUCUACGGACGGUCCUGCUGCUCACAACGCUCCUCACCCUCUCCCUAUGCUGUGAUUCAGCCCCUUACACACCGUUCGAGUGCUGCUUCAACUACGUAAAGGGCCCUCUCCCGCAAACGAACCUGAAGGAUUGCUACCUAUCUCCCAAGGAGUGUUCUUUCCCAGCAGUUGUGCUUGUGAACAAGAAAGGGGACAAGCUCUGCGCAGACCCAGAGGCGACUUGGGUGAAGAAAGUAGUUAAGAAGCUCCAAAAAAAGAAGCAACUUCAAUUCCCAUGA